UAGCGCCUUGCAUAUAUAAAGUACUCCUUGGCUGUUGUUUUCUUUAGAUUAAUUUGCCGGAUAAGAACGGUUUUGCAGUUGGAGCAAACAUAGCCAUUAACAGAAACGAUGAAAAAGCAGAAAGGCAGUAAAUAUCGCAAGCACUCGGCUCAAAAGCGUCGUCAGUCGAUUUAUCUCAAGCGUUUGACCAUAGCWGUGUUUGGCGAUGCAGGAGUUGGCAARACAUCUCUAAUAAGAGGCUUUUGUGAUGAUACCUUCACUGAUGAAUAUGAACCUACCAUAGAAGACUUUUUUACUAAACACUUGCUACACAACGAUAGGACUUAUCAAAUCGAUAUCAUUGACACUUGUGGAACAGAGAAUUUCCCAGCAAUGAGAAAAGUUGAUAUCGAGAAAGCAGACGCAAUCAUCCUUGUAUAUUCUGUUGAUAAAAAGCGAUCRUUUGAACAGAUUUCACAGUACCGAGAUGAAAUAUUGGAACAGAAAGGUUUGACUAUUCCAGUUGUGGUGGUAGCCAAUAAGUCAGAUCUCGMUCUUGAUGMUACUUCAUCACAUGCUAUCGAUAAAAACGAUUCUAUACAAGAUGUGACACAGAAAAGGUGGCGAUACAUGUGGACAAGUACAUCAGCUAAAAUGGAYUGGUCGACCAGUGAACCUUUCUUUAUGUUACUGGAUGAAAUUCAGCGGAGAAAAGAAGAAACAGAAAAUAUCAAUGCAUCGCCUAAUUUUAAAAGAAAAACGUCGUGGCUCAAUAGAAACUUUGGCAGUGCAUUGUCACUAAAAAGAACCAAAUCUACAGGCCAAGAAAAGACUCUCAAAUAAGAUCAGUUUUUCGUUCAGUGAUUACUUUCGGACGGACCUUCAAUACCGAAUAACAGAAUCAGAUAGUCAACCAAACGUUUUGUUUUAGAAAAUCGAUAAAAAAAGAGGAUACACUGCGAAUUUAAUUAUAUUAACGGUAUAAAGUAUAAUACCAACACCUAAGGACCUGUGGUUAGACAUCUCCUUUACAAUUUUACACAAGAAUAUAUUAUUGUAUACAAUGUAUUAUACUGUAUUUAUAUUUAUAUAUAUUAUUUAACUGCACCGAAGGUGUAUAGUAUCAUAAUAAAUAUUUAAAGCCUU
Messenger RNA from Exaiptasia diaphana, 1125 nucleotides. Its product is annotated as ras-like protein rasC. The transcript has a single exon. The coding region runs from base 109 to 822 and encodes 237 amino acids. The record is from RefSeq and is a predicted model, not a curated record. Gene Ontology annotation, cellular component: plasma membrane. Gene Ontology annotation, biological process: signal transduction. Gene Ontology annotation, molecular function: GTP binding; GTPase activity; GDP binding. NCBI's taxonomy places the organism in Eukaryota, Metazoa, Cnidaria, Anthozoa, Actiniaria, Aiptasiidae.